GAACGUCAAAGAGCCAUUCAAACUACAAGAACUUCAUUACCUCAGAAUACAAAGUUCCAUCAUGGCUAAACAACCUUGAUCUUAGCUAGCUUUCCUAUAGUACACAAUCUUAGCUAGCUCAGUAAAAUGGAGAGAGUAAACGAAUUGGCAAAGACUAAGGCAGCUGUGAUAUUCAGCAAGAGCACAGACUGCAUGUCUCACAGUAUCGUCACACUUUUUCAUGAACUUGGUGCAAGCCCAGCAGUUUAUGAGCUGGAUCAUCAUCCUAGAGGAUGGGAAAUGGAGUGGGCCUUACAACAUUUGGGCUGUAAACCAACUGUACCUGCAGUCUUUAUUGGUGGAAUAUAUGUGGGAUCAGCAACCGAUGUGCUUGCUGCUCACCUUAAUGGUUCUCUCAAACAUAGGCUCAUUCAGGCAAAAGCUAUCUGGCUUUAACAACUUAUUGCUAAAGAAUAAAGUCAUACUAUUAUGCUUCUAUCCAAAGCUUUUCCUUUCAAAAGCUUUUCGUAUUUACAACGUACUAUAACGAAAUGUACAAAGCUCUAAUACAGUCACAGUUACUAACUAUGUAGGGGACUAGGGAUUCAACAGGACAUCAAGCUCUGUAUAUCAUCCUGUAUUCAGGUGCAAAAUCAAUACUUGAAUUGAAAAUUAAUGCAUAUUAUAUUAUUAUGUCCAAA
Molecule: messenger RNA, 680 nt
Organism: Spinacia oleracea (spinach)
Lineage: Eukaryota; Viridiplantae; Streptophyta; Magnoliopsida; Caryophyllales; Amaranthaceae
Product: glutaredoxin-C11-like
Exons: 1
Coding region: 127-435 (102 amino acids)
Source: RefSeq, a predicted model, not a curated record